This is a messenger RNA of Morone saxatilis (striped sea-bass), 3229 nucleotides long. RefSeq names its product somatostatin receptor type 5-like. Gene Ontology annotation, biological process: neuropeptide signaling pathway; regulation of insulin secretion; cellular response to glucocorticoid stimulus. Gene Ontology annotation, molecular function: neuropeptide binding; somatostatin receptor activity. Bases 315 to 1487 code for a protein of 390 amino acids. The record is from RefSeq and is a predicted model, not a curated record. The transcript has 4 exons. Gene Ontology annotation, cellular component: membrane; neuron projection. Lineage: Eukaryota; Metazoa; Chordata; Actinopteri; Moronidae.
GUGAGUGACUCCUCAUCAGCUUAGGAACGGAUUUCCUUCAGAGCAGAAAAUCCUGGGAAGCCAAGGAUGAUGUUGGUUUUUGCGGCUCUGACUUGAGCAAGCUGAGCGUGCUGGCAUGAAGAAAAUGCCACAAGAUGAAAAUUCAAGUGUGAGGUGGUUCCUCUUUCAAGUAGCGAGGGAGAAGAGCGAGAGAGUUGACCUGAGAGAAAGUGCAAGUUUCCAAAAUCGCAUGAAUACCGCUGCGCGUCACGCCACUGGAUAGUGGAGAGGAUAAAGCGCACGGGAGCGCACAGCUAUUUCCUACUGUAAUCCAAAUGGACACCAGCACUCCCUCCUUCAACAUGGAUGACUACAGUUGGUCGAUAUCCCAGAAUGUCAGCAUGUCUUCCUCACCGUACCCCCACUACUCCAAUAUCUCACAUGGGGCUGCGCUAAUGCCCUUUGAUGUGAUCACCGCAGUCGUCUACACCAUCGUCUUCAUUGUGGGUCUUCUGGGUAACACGCUGGUCAUCUACGUGGUGGUUCGCUACUCCAAGAUGAAGACAGUAACCAACAUGUACAUCCUCAAUUUAGCCUUGGCGGAUGAACUCUACAUCCUGGGACUUCCCUUCCUGGGCACUAACAGUGUGCUUUCCUACUGGCCAUUUGGGAAUUUCUUCUGCAAGGUGUGGAUGACUGCUGACACCAUGAGCCAGUUCGCAUCCACCUUUUGCCUGACGGUGAUGAGCAUCGACCGCUACCUGGCAGUGGUUCAUCCUAUUCGCAGUGCCAAAUGGCGGAAACCACAGGUGGCCAAGGUUUCCAAUGCCAUGGUGUGGAUUGUGUCCUUUCUGGUUGUGCUGCCUGUCACAAUCUACUCACAUUUACAAGAGGAGUACAACACCUGCAACAUAACCUGGCCUGAGCCCCAUGAAUUGUUGUCCAUUGCCUUCAUCCUUUACACAUCCAUCCUGGGCUUCUUUGCUCCUCUGGUGGUCAUUUGCCUCUGCUACCUGCUCAUCGUCAUCAAGGUAAGGUCAGCAGGUGUGCGCGCAGGCCUGACUAGGCGGCGUAAGUCGGAGCGCAAGGUGACGCGCAUGGUGGUUAUCAUCGUGUUGGUGUUUGUGCUCUGUUGGCUGCCCUUCUUCACCACCAACAUUGUCAACCUGUUUCACACCAUCCCUGAGAACAAAACCACCGUCUACUUCUUCUUGGUCAUCCUCACCUACGUCAACUCCUGUGCCAACCCAGUCCUCUACGGCUUCCUCUCUGACAAGUUCAAUCAGAGCUUCCAGAAGGUGCUCUGCUUCCACAUACCAAAUAGUGUUUCCACUACAGACCAGAAGAGAGGUCAACAGAAGGGAAACCACAAUCCUAUUUUAACACCCAGAAAUCACAGACAGAAUGGAAAUGUGCUGAGCAUUCAGCAGCCUUUCCAGGAGGAGGUUAUUGAAGACCACGACAGUGAUCCUUCAAAAAUAGCGAUGAAUGGGCAGCAAUCGCUAUGAGCUUUCAAACUGACCCACAGUGCCCUAGAGUGCUACCACGUGGGACUUAUACUCCUGGACCUUGUGUUAAUUGAUAUAACCCGUCUUUGUUGCUGAUCCUCCCUCUCUGACUGGGACAUUUGUGGAGAAGGGCCGGAGGAGCAAAAUAGUGAAAGAAGACUACAUAUGGCAUUGUUUGUUCUUCAUGCGUUUCCACUAUAACCAGGUCGGCUGCAUUGUAGGUUUCACAGCAUUCAUUUAUGUAAUAAUGUAAGAUCUGUUUAAGCAAUAGUUUGACAUUUUUGGAAAUCCACUUAGCAAAUCUGGCAAAUACGUGUAUUUCCCAAAAACUGGAACUGUUACUUUAAGAAGAGAAACUCAGAGCAAUAGAGCGAUGGAAUUAGUACAUGUAAAUAUACAUUUACUAUGUGAGCCAUUAUAGUACAGGUCAUUUCACCCUGAUCAGUGAUGUUUUUCACCAUGCCUUUACUGGGUAUCAGGUUUAUAUUCAAAAACUCAGCCAUUGUUCUUUCCUUAAUUUACAGUAUUUAAUUUGUACUGCUAAUAGCUACAGUGAGCGCUGUUCUGUUUGACUUUCAUGACAAUUAUUUUUCUUUCGGCUUGUUAGUUUUUAUAGGCUUCUUGUGACAUUUUGACUUUGAUGUUACAAAGCUGUGAAAAAUGCCUUGAAAUAGCACAGCCAGGCAUUGUCCUCUAGUGGAUUUAUCUCUUCUCUCUCACAUUUCUGAAACAGCAUCUACUGGAGUGGAUGCCACACAUGGUGACUUAAAGGAGCAUAUCAUUUAUCCGAACCUCCGCAACAAACCUUAUCAUAUCUUUACUCACCAUUUAGUUGCCGGUCUACAAGCUCUGACAUUUGAUGCCGACAUUAUUUGGAAGUUGCUGGACAACUGUAAUUGAAACUUGAGCUGUUGACAAUGUUUAUGGUGAGGUCUUUGAAAAACUGCCCAGUAAGACGGACCUGUGGAAGCAUGGAGACCUUACAGGAAAGAAGGGAUUACUUUGUGUUAGAAACACUGUGAAUUUAAGAUAAUUGGUCAUUUUAAAUAUGGAGUCUUGAGUUCUGUGACAUCCCCAUCCCAUAUAUUUAUAUAUACAACAAAAAUACUAACUUAGUGAUUCUGAUUAAGAAGUGAAUCUUAAUAAACAACCGAGUCUGCUUUGCAUGGUCUCCCUGCAUUAACCCUACACAGUACAAUGUAGGGCGGCUGCAUGAAACAAAGCGUGCAUAUGGUGUGCAUUUAUCCCAUUAAGAGAUGUUUAUUGUCGCUGUGAUUGAUAUUAUGGCAGGUUCAUGUUUCAGACUGAAGCACUUUAUUGUUAUUUCCAGUUGAACACAGAAAAGUGGCAGCUUUACACUUAAAUGUUAAUGUCUCUCCACAUGAACCAAUUUAGCUUCUUUUUUUGAUUUGUAAAUGAAGUUAAAGUAGUUUUAUUGCAAAAGCAGAGUGAACAAGAAGAAGUGUCUUUCUUUUUCUCAAGGCAGAAAACAGAUUUGGAUGUAUUUUGACGUACAACUUCAGAACAAUGGCCUGCCACAAAAUAAAAUACUUACAUUAAAAUCUGGAAGGCUGUUGUCAGGAAAAUGAAGGGGACGAUUCAAAGUGUCUUUGUGGGCUGACUUUUUAUUUGUUGUUAUUGGUGGUGGGGUUUUAUUUGUUUUCAGGCUUUUUUCCCCCCAGAUUUAUGAUUUAGCAACCCUUUCACUGUUACUUUAAUAAAUGCAACUAUGUCAAAACACA